GUUUUUGCAUGUGCAAACUACAUACGUCCACUCGGGGUUGCGGCAUUUAUCCAGGAUUGGGAUCUGAAACUCGAAUAUAUCUAGGUUCUUGCCGCCUUCCGCAUCGCCAAUUCUGCCUGCGGUUCUGCCUACGGGACAUUCCUUGCCAGGACUCAUCCUUCCUAGGUGGCCAAUGACACGGAGCACGCUCGGGAUAAUCAGCAUACUGCACAGCCAAUGCUUCGGCCCCGGCGGUGCCCCCUGCUCACCACAGUUGCCGCUAACACAUUGCACAAAGGAGUACGUGACGACGUGACGGUCUCCGAGACGGUCCAGGUAGUGCCCACUCCAGCGCAACUUACUGUCACCACCUCCCACAGAAAGACCGACCUGCCAUCGUUUUCCUGAGACUUCUGUCAUGUUAUCGACUGCUAGAAAAACGACAUGGUAGACAAUACCCGGAUGAGGAAGAAUGAUCUGGGAGACUGCUAGGCCGGUGGUUGAGAGGGGGGCAGAUGCGAUCGAAAACCACACAAGCAAUGCCAUGAUGACACGAUGAGCACGGACAAACAGGAUGAGCAAUGGGCAGAUACUACACAGCUACCUAGAGUGCUACCAUUCGUUCAAUGUAUCAGUUUGACGUCUGCAACUUUUGCUCAAUUGGUAUCCUUCCUCCUCAUCGAGACAUCUGGGCGCAAAUAAUGGCGCAGAUAAACGCAAGCGUCACAUGGAUAGGAAGUACACUC
Molecule: messenger RNA, 725 nt
Organism: Colletotrichum acutatum
Lineage: Eukaryota; Fungi; Ascomycota; Sordariomycetes; Glomerellales; Glomerellaceae
Exons: 2
Coding region: 217-387 (56 amino acids)
Source: RefSeq, a predicted model, not a curated record